Molecule: messenger RNA, 1863 nt
Organism: Hibiscus syriacus
Lineage: Eukaryota; Viridiplantae; Streptophyta; Magnoliopsida; Malvales; Malvaceae
Product: B-box zinc finger protein 19-like
Exons: 5
Coding region: 1115-1462 (115 amino acids)
Biological process (GO): regulation of DNA-templated transcription; photomorphogenesis
Cellular component (GO): nucleus
Molecular function (GO): zinc ion binding
Source: RefSeq, a predicted model, not a curated record
CUUGCUCGAAGUAAUGGGGUAUACUUCUGGACCAUGGACAUUCCUACUAACUCUAGCUGGACAUUUAAGAGAAUCAUGAAGCUUCGAUCCCUUGCUUAUCCUAUUCUGACUGCAGGAUUUAAGUGUACUAAAAGCUUAUGGGAAGAUGUUCGAUUGAAGAACAGCAAAGUUUCCUGGCAGAAACUGAUCUGGUACCCAAUGCACAUCCCUAAGCACAGCAUCAUCACUUGGAUGAUAAUUCUGGACCGUUUGCCCACUAAAGACAGACUGCUGAAGUUUGGAAUCAUUGUUAAUCCUCAAUGCAUCUUAUGUUCUGAAACUAACGAAACCAGAAAUCAUCUUUUUGCUGAUUGUAAGAUGGCUGGCUCCAUCUGGCGUUCUCUUAUUCUUUCAGGUAUUCACAAAUCUCAAUUAUCCUGGUCUAACUUGUUGAUCUGGGCGUCUGCAACUUGGAAAGGAAAAUCACUUAUUACCAGCGUUUUAAAGCUCUCUUGGUGUGCUUUCAACUAUACAAUUUGGGAGGAAAGAAAUCAUCGGCUUUUCAGAGGAUUUAUGAACCACCAAAGAUGAAUUAUUGGAUUAGGAUACCAUAACCAUGGAAAAACAAGAUAUGCUUGCUGUAUGAGAAGAUAUCAGCUGACACUUCAAUUUGGGAGUAGAUUGUGGAACAAAUUAGGUAGAAAUGAAAGAGAGAAGAUGCUAGUCUUCUAGAAAGAGCUGGGUCCAUGGCAGAUAUGUGACUGUUGGGCAAGAUUAAAGGGCAAGAGAGGUUCUCAACCCCACAAAGAAGUCCUAAAAAACCCAAGUGACCCUCUUUGAAGAACUUGUGGUGUAUACAUCGAGUGAGCGAAUUACCAUACGAGUUGACAAAAACAAAACUCUCCUCCACUCUAUACAGUCCAAUCCCAUUUCUCUCUUUCCCCCAUCCUUCUCCAAUCUCUUGUUAUUUUUAUAAAGGAAAAAGAAGAAAACCAUAAUCUUGUUUCCCUUUUAUUCCUUUUUUAUCAUCAAUCCUUGUCCCUUGUCAUCAUCAUCAUCACUCCCCCUAAACACCAACAAAAACAAUAGCUGCUUUCUGGUUUUGAUUGGGAGAGGAUGAGAGUGAGAGAGCAUUAUGAGAAUACUUUGUGACGCUUGUGAAAGUGCUCCUGCGAUUGUCUUCUGUGCUGCCGAUGAGGCUGCUCUUUGUCGUGCCUGUGAUGAAAAGGUCCAUAUGUGCAAUAAGCUUGCUAGCCGCCAUGUCCGGGUGGGCCUAGCAAAUCCCAGUGAUGUUCCUCGCUGUGAUAUAUGUGAAUAUGCACCUGAUGGAAGUUCCCUUUGUUUGCAAUGUGAUGUGAUUGUGCAUGUUGGAGGUAAAAAAAACCCAUGGAAGAAAUCUUCUCUUAAGGCAGAGAGUAUAGUUUCUGGGGGAUAUUGCGGUGGAUCGGAGUGUGAACGGAAUAGGCCAAAAUCAGCCGGCUAAACCUACGAUAGGAGAGAACCAACAAAAUCACAAGAUCUUUCUUGCACAGAUGGCUGCUAAAGAUCUCAACACCGAUACUAAAAUCGAUUUGAAUAUGAAUCCUCAUCGAAUGCAUGAGCAAGCCUAAAACAAUCAGGUUGGAACUGUUUUCACUUUUUCUCCUUUCUCUUUCACACAGCAUUUAGAACACAUUAUCUUGUUCUUUCAACAUCCCAUUAUGGAGAGACAUUAGGUACAUGUGUUGUUAGGAUGCCUCUCAAAAUUUCGUUUUGCAUGUGCAAUGAUCAUGCCUUUGUUUUGAUGCAUGAAAAAGACAUGCAUAUAUAAUGAGUUCCUCUUUAACUUUUGAUAAAGUUAUUUUGUUUAUAUAUCCAAAAAGGAAGCGUGAUUUUUUCUGCCAU